AUGCCUGCUGCUAACGGUUCAUCGGAACCCAAACUGGACGAAAACCAACUGCGUCUUUUCAGCAUGCGAUUCUGCCCGUACGCCGAGCGGGCUCGCCUGACGCUGAACAUCAAGAAAAUCCCGUAUGAAAUUGUAAAUAUCAACUUGACCGAGAAACCGGAAUGGUACAUGGCCCAUCACAACCCACUGGGCAAGGUGCCGACGCAUGAGCCCGGGAAGCCGAAACCGGUCUUUGAGUCGCUGAUCGUCGCCGAGUACGUCGAUGAGCAUUUCCCCAAUGAGCCGAAACUGUUGCCGAAAGACGAGUACGAAAAGGCUCGUCAGAAAGUGGCUAUCGAAGUCAUUACUCAGAAGGGCCUGAAAGAAGUGGAGGAAUCAUUGACUGGUCAAUAUUUCGCAGGCGACAAGAUGGGUUUCGUGGACGUGAUGAUUUGGCCGUGGUUCGAACGUAUCGCGCCGGUGUGUGAAGUGCGCAGUGUCGAUCUGAAGAUGGAGCGCGACUAUCCUAAACUGCACGCCUGGAUGCAGAAGAUGCUGAAGGAGCCGGCCAUCGCCGACAUCGUCUUUCCGUCGGAAAUCAUGGUGCCGUUCAUCAAGAGCGCCUACGUGGAUGGCAAAGCCAACUACGAUAUCGGACUGUAAACGGCACAAAUGCAUCUCAUUAUCUCCGCUCUCUGUUUAUCGCUGCUUGCCUGUCGUUCAUUUUCGAAGGAUAAUUACGGGAGUUUUCUCAUAACUGGUGAUGGAUCUUGCGGUUGUGCGCUUUGUCUGGCGUCUCACAGUUUUUGUUAACUGUUCGGAUUUUUAUUGUGUUAGCGCAGAUAAUCGGUGUGUGCUCUUCUGGCAGUGAGCAGGUAUUGGUGUUUAAGCGUUCCGGUUUACCAAUUAUAUGGCUAGCUGAAUAGAAAAUUCCUCAAUUGAUUUGUUUCAGUUUCUGCAACUAUAUGUUUUCUUAGGUCAGUGUUUGAGUAAAACCGCGUUGACAGCGUUG
Molecule: messenger RNA, 991 nt
Organism: Paramacrobiotus metropolitanus
Lineage: Eukaryota; Metazoa; Tardigrada; Eutardigrada; Parachela; Macrobiotidae
Product: pyrimidodiazepine synthase-like
Exons: 5
Coding region: 1-642 (213 amino acids)
Biological process (GO): glutathione metabolic process
Cellular component (GO): cytoplasm
Molecular function (GO): glutathione dehydrogenase (ascorbate) activity; glutathione transferase activity
Source: RefSeq, a predicted model, not a curated record